GUACGCCGUGGGACUUGAUGCCGUGUGAAUCACGUCUUUAGGACAGAUAACGGGUGCAACCGAAACAUCGCGGUUCAUUCCGUUUAACAGCUGUACCUCUCCCCCGCCUGGCGGCGCAGCCCUUGACGCAUAAACCGUGCAUCUCUUUCAUUCCCGGGGGAGAGAGCGAAAGAGACAGAGAGACGAUCUCGAUAGCGAUCUAACCUGACGAUGAUGAUGGUGAUGAUGCAUCGGUGUGGAAUUAUCCCGGUGUCUGACUGCGAUGGAGCCGACCGCGCUCAAGUGGAGCUAGCUAGCUAGCUAGCUGGUUAACGGUGCCCACCGGGAUUCGUCCACAGCCCCCCCUGCAUAACGUCGCCUAAAUGGGUCUGAUUUCUGUUUUAACGCCCGGGGGUUGUUGAAAAUUAAUCAACACUUUCCCUUCCAUUUGGCAAAAAGGACUCGCCAUGUCAGCUAGGAAAAAGGCGUACUUACUGCUGUAGGUUUGCUGCUCAGCUGGUUUGAACAAUUUAGCUUUUGCUACAUCUCUAGUGAUCCUUGGAUGCUUCCGUGACAACAAUAAGACUGUGUGGAUCACGAUGGCCCAGCUCAUGGACGAGGCCGGCAAACUGGGCUGGAUUCUGAUCAAGUCUGUGCUCCGUUUCGUGUUUAUGUUCCUCAAUAACUGUGUAGCCAUCCCGUCCUACUGCCUGUACCUGCUCAUUCUGCAGCCUCUGAGAAUAUGGCACAGCCCCACUUUCUGGCACCUCGAAGGAGUCAUGUUUAAAUGGCUGCUGGCCAUGGUGUCGUCGUGGGGUUGGAUCGCAGGUUACACAGUAACGGAGUGGGGUGAUGAUGUGCGGCCCAUCUCUGAAGAGGAAGCCAUGGUCAUCGUCAACCAUCAAUCCACGGGAGAUGUGUGCACGCUCAUGAUGUGCCUGCAAGACAAGGGCACGGUGGUACGAAAAAUGAUGUGGUUGAUGGACCAUGUGUUCAAAUACACAAACUUUGGCCUCGUGUCCCUCAUCCACGGGGACUUCUUCAUCAGACAGGGUAAAGCUCACCGGGACAAGCAGCUGGUCUACCUGAAGGAUCACCUAGACAAAUAUUACCACAGCCGCGACAGGAAGUGGAUAGUGCUGUUUCCCGAGGGCGGCUUCCUGCGCAAGCGGAGGGAAACCAGCCAAACGUUUGCCAAAAAGCAUUCGCUACCCCACCUGACCCACGUCACGCUGCCUCGCCUCGGUGCCACCCACGUCAUCCUGAAAACUCUGUCAGCCCAGCAUGAGAACGGCAGCGUGGGCAACGAGAGUGGGACCCCGAACCAGACAGCCAAAAAGCGUAAAGGCUUGCAGUGGGUGAUAGAUGUGACCAUAGCAUAUCCCAAAGCACGGCCCAUGGACAUCCAAACGUGGAUUUUUGGAUACAGGCCGCCGACCGUCACACAUGUUCACUACAGGAUGUACCCUAUUAAAGAGGUUCCUGUAGAGGAGGAAGCGCUGACGGAUUGGCUGUAUCAGAGGUUUGUGGAGAAAGAGGAGUUGCUGGCCCACUUCUACGACACAGGAGCGUUUCCGCCUCAGGAUGGACAGAAGCGAGCCUUCUCCCGGCAAAUGACGCUCGACCCCGUGUGGCUGUGCGUCAUCCAGUCGUUCGCGUUCGUCUCCGGCUACGUGUGGUACAACGUCCUGCAGCACCUCUACUGCUGUAUGUUUUGAGUACGCCUACGAGGCGAGCAGGAAGCGCCUCGGGAUCAGAUCAGCCCUUCCCCUUUCGAUGGAUGAAUGUACAUUUGUGGCAAGACUGCAGCCUGAGGAGGAAAAAAACGAAAGAAACAACACAUAUAUGAAUUACAGCCCUCACACAUCACAGCUGUCAUGUUGAUGUUUACACAUACACACAGUCAUACAUUUGAAGACUAGAGGCUCAGGACUCCUCCAGACAAUUCCGUCGUCGUUUCAUGAAGUGUGUGUCUGACUACGCGAGCGUAGUCCACCCUUAGUCCGCCCUGUUUCAUGACGCCCACUGGACUUCUUUCGGCGGACAAGAGACGCUGUGCUCCCCCCUCCUUGGCCCACAUUGCACUAAGGAUCCAAACUGCUCCCUAUCCCAGGAUAUAUUCCUGAACGGUAGCUGCCUAGAAGAGUAUGUGAUUUCUCCACAACGACAGCCAGCACAUUUUCUUUUUUUUUUUUUGUCGUUGUUUUUGAGCUCAUGUGUGGCGAUGAUGUUUACACUGGCAGCCUAGCUCAACAGCGUCAAACUGGAAGGGACGAAGGAGAUGAGACAGUAUGGACGUGCAGUGUGCUCACAUACACGCUUGUACACACACACACACCCAUGUGCAAACUGAGAGCCUCUCUUCCCCCCCCCACUUGCAUAGUUUUACACUGAUUUAAGCCAUAUAUGUUGUCCACAAACACAAGGGAACAUAUUAGCAUUAAAAAAAAAAAAAAGUCAAUUGGGUUCGAGAAGUGUUGGUGUCAGUGUGUGGGAGCAGCCCCCUUUCUUUUUAUUAUUCCACCCGUUUUCCACUCCCUGAUUUAAUAUGCUUCAUGCGGUGUUACUGUAUACAAAUUUUAUUUUUAAUGACACAACUCCUCUGUACAUAACAUACCUCGUAAUGGAAGCAACAUUUCUCAAUGUCUGUGAAUAACCCUUCCCCCUUUUGUUUUGUUUUCUUUUGGGUUUUUUUGUUUUCAGACAAUUAUUUCUCUAAGUACAGUGUUGUUGUCUUUUUCUGUUCCUGAACAGAAAGUUUUUACUACGCAGCCACGAGAGCCAGUGUGAACCUUCAAUUGUUCUAAGCCUUAGCCGCCAUACUAGAAGACCACAUUCCCAAACCAUGCAGUUAUCCUUGUAUUCCCUGUGUCGAAAUCCUGCUAGUUGGGAUGAAUGGUUCCAAAGUGGUCGAGCUGAAAUUGGGCCAGCGAGGACAAGAGGGUCAAACUUCUGCCUUUUUAUUUUGUUUGGGUUGACUUAUUUGUAAUUUGCUUAGGCAACUUUUUAUUUGGAAAAUCAUCAUUAUUAUUAUUAUUAUUAUUAUUAUUAUUAGAAGUUCAGCAGUGGUAUCAUUAUCAAAGAAGUGCGUUUUUUUUUUUUUAUGCAUUUUUGUGGUUGCUGGCCUCCAUUCUGUGUCACUGUCGGGAGAAACUGUGUGAAAUGCAAAAAAAGGAGAAAAAAAAGGAAAAGAAUGGUUACCUAACUUAGCUGGUAAAAACAUUUUUAAAAAAUGUUAAGUGUGUCAUUAACUGGCCCUUUUCAGAUGUUGUUUUUUUUUUUUUUAUGACUGUGUUUUUCCAAAGAAGGGAGGGAAGUGAUGUUUUCCUAGAUGUGGUUUUAGGAAAUAAACACAAUAGAAAUGAAAACAAAUGAUACUAGAUCUGUCUGUAAUUUUCCCAUUUUGUACUUCUCCUUUAAAUUCCUAGUUACACAGCCAUUUUACAACACAAAAAACUUGUGCUGGAAUAAAACAUCAAAUAUCGUAAAUGCCUUGUUCUGGUUGUCCGUUACAUGUUUUUUUUCACUUGCACC
Dunckerocampus dactyliophorus (ringed pipefish) is the source of this 3513-nucleotide messenger RNA. It is a transcript of the gene lpgat1, whose product is annotated as lysophosphatidylglycerol acyltransferase 1. The coding region runs from base 579 to 1697 and encodes 372 amino acids. Gene Ontology annotation, cellular component: endomembrane system. The transcript has 8 exons. Gene Ontology annotation, molecular function: acyltransferase activity. The record is from RefSeq and is a predicted model, not a curated record. Lineage: Eukaryota; Metazoa; Chordata; Actinopteri; Syngnathiformes; Syngnathidae.